AUGAAAGGCAAUGCCUCACUUGCCACCACCGACGUAAACAUCUGGUGCUGGACACGGGUCAAUCCUAACAACCCAAAGCAAGCCGGAAGCAAGCCGGAAGCACCCACGACACCUGUGCCCGAGAACACGGCGGCGCCCAAGAAGACUGCUGCUCCCAAGCCAGCAGAAUUAUGA
Messenger RNA from Diaporthe citri, 174 nucleotides. RefSeq lists its product as uncharacterized. Bases 1 to 174 code for a protein of 57 amino acids. NCBI's taxonomy places the organism in Eukaryota, Fungi, Ascomycota, Sordariomycetes, Diaporthales, Diaporthaceae. The transcript is spliced from 2 exons. The record is from RefSeq and is a predicted model, not a curated record.